AUGUCUUCCUUAGAAGAUAUGAAUAUUGAAGAUCAGGAUGAUGAUGAAGAAAAUCAAGAUCAAGAUGCUGAUACUUCUCAAGGUUUUGAAUAUGGUGAUGUAAAUCGACAUUUAGACAGCCCUGCCUCCGACAAAAACAUUGCAGAUACAUUUGCAAUCUUGGAACUCAGAUACAAUGUUGAUAAAGUCGAUUCCAAAUUUGACAUUGUCUGCUCUAAAGUCACAUCAUUUGACACUAAAGUCGAUUUGGUCAUCAAAACUCUUUCUAAGAUCAAAGUUGUUGCUCCUACCGUAACCAACAGAGGCAACCAAUUUGAUCAAGUUAAUUCUCUUUUUUUAAGUUGCACAUUGGAAGACGCUAACCAAUGUUAUAAAGAUAAUCUUGAUCAUUACACCUCCACUCUCAACAUGAUGCUCAAAAUUCAUGAUGACAUGAUGUCUGCUACAAACGAACUCACCAAGCAGACUCAUGUUCAUCACGAGAAAGAAUUCAAGGGUUGGAGAAAAAGAUCAAACAAAAAGAUGGUUUUAAUAUGA
This is a messenger RNA of Lactuca saligna, 537 nucleotides long. NCBI's taxonomy places the organism in Eukaryota, Viridiplantae, Streptophyta, Magnoliopsida, Asterales, Asteraceae. The record is from the annotation of a GenBank genome assembly.